CACUCCCCUCUCCAUACACACACACCACACACACACACACACACACACAAACAUACCACACAUAUUCUCGCACAUACAUACUCGUACGCUCAAGUAUACAAUUAUAUAGACAUAUAACGCACGCCAACCAUGGUCAAGGAACUCCCUGAGGCGGUGGGCUCGGUGGUCUCGCCCGGUCAGGUCGUGGGUAAGCUCGACGACGCCUCGCUCCGGCUUGGCUUUGGCCUGCUGCAGGACGGCAAGAAGGUGAAGGCGACCAAGGCGGGUGUCUUGCGCAUUGCUGGUGGCAGGGUGGUGCGCAAGCGAGUGGCGAAUGACGGCAAAGAGGGCAAGGGCAAGAGCGAGGCCGGCGCAUCAUCAGAGACCGAGACGAGCGAGAACAAGGCCGUGGUGGUGAUCAAGAAGGAUAGCCCGACCGCGACCAUCAUAUUCUGGGUGGAUGCGGCGCAGAAGCGGUACGUGCCGGCGCGGGAGGAUGCGGUGGUUGGCGUGGUCACCGCGCGGCGCGGCGAGAACUACGACGUCGAUCUGGGCUCAGCCUUUCCGGCUGCGCUCUCGCUGCUGGCCUUUGAGGGCGCGACCAAGCGCAAUCGCCCGCAGCUGGAGGUCGGCGACCUGGUGUACGCGCGGGUGACGCUGGCGGACAAGGAUAUGGAUCCGGAGCUCGAGUGCGUCGAUGCCAAGGGCAAGUCAGCUGGCUACGGCCCGCUUGCCGACGGGUAUGUGGUCAACACCUCGCUCUCGCUCGUCCGGCGACUGUUCAAUCCCAAAUGUGCAGUCCUGGCUGCACUCGGUGCUCGCCUCCCGUUCGAAGUGGCGCUGGGCCUCAACGGGCGGGUCUGGAUCGACUCGGCGAGUCCGCUCCAUACCAUUGUCAUCGCCAAUGCCAUCCUCAACUCGGAGUUUCUCACCGAUGCCGAGGUCACCGUCAUGGUCAACCGCCUCCUGGCCAAGCUUGGUUAAACUACCCCCCCCCC
Molecule: messenger RNA, 977 nt
Organism: Thecamonas trahens ATCC 50062
Lineage: Eukaryota; Apusomonadida; Apusomonadidae
Product: exosome complex component rrp40
Exons: 1
Coding region: 130-963 (277 amino acids)
Biological process (GO): exonucleolytic trimming to generate mature 3'-end of 5.8S rRNA from tricistronic rRNA transcript (SSU-rRNA, 5.8S rRNA, LSU-rRNA); nuclear polyadenylation-dependent rRNA catabolic process; U4 snRNA 3'-end processing
Cellular component (GO): nuclear exosome (RNase complex); cytoplasmic exosome (RNase complex)
Molecular function (GO): RNA binding
Source: RefSeq, a predicted model, not a curated record